AUGGAAGUGGAUCCUCCGGAAUUGAGUGAGAAUGGAUCUACAUCGACAGUAUCUACCAGCAGCGGGGCAGACAGGGCGAAUGCCCGCCUAAAUGCUCUUGAGGAGAUUGAGAAAGCACUGCCCGGGACGUUCCCCGAGGACGUCCACUCGAUUGCCAAGAUCCUCCGAUCAAGCGGCGUGAGCGACUGCGAGCCCGCUGUGGUCAAUCAGCUGUUGGAGUUCAUGCAUCGGUACGUCUGCGAAGUGCUCGCCGACUCUCUGCUCUUCUGUGAGCACGCCGGACGACGGGACGCCAUUCAGGCCGACGACGUGCAGCUGGCCAUCAAGUACCGCGUGGACCACGCCUUCUCGGCCUUCUCACAACCGCCCUCGAUCGACUUCCUGCGCGAGAUGGCGCAGGACAUCAACAUCAUCCGCCUGCCGCCCAUCAACAAGCGAUUCGGCGUCAUGCUGCCGCCCGACCACUUCUGCCUCAACGAGACCAACUACCAGGUGGUCGUGUCCAAGAAGGGCACCGCGCCCGCCACAUCCACGUCAUCGAGUAGCUCUUCAACAGCACCGACGUCUGGCAGUGGUGGUAGCGGCUCGUCGUCAUCGUCAUCAUCAGAGCCCGCGUCGGCGCCCAUGGAGGACUCGUCGGCGGCCUUCCUCGAGGAGAUCGCGAGGAUGACUGCACCCAGGCCCAAGCCACCAAGUCGAGUGCAGUUCCCCGUGAGCCUAUCGAGCACCAUCACCUCCAUGUCGUCCGGCCUUCCCUCUGCCCUGCCUCUCAACUUCAACACAUAG
Acanthamoeba castellanii str. Neff is the source of this 786-nucleotide messenger RNA. Its product is annotated as transcription initiation factor iid, 31kd subunit protein. Gene Ontology annotation, biological process: DNA-templated transcription initiation; RNA polymerase II preinitiation complex assembly. The record is from RefSeq and is a predicted model, not a curated record. Lineage: Eukaryota; Discosea; Longamoebia; Acanthamoebidae. Bases 1 to 786 code for a protein of 261 amino acids. Gene Ontology annotation, cellular component: SAGA complex; transcription factor TFIID complex. Gene Ontology annotation, molecular function: transcription coactivator activity; RNA polymerase II general transcription initiation factor activity; protein heterodimerization activity. The transcript is spliced from 2 exons.